This is a messenger RNA of Quercus robur (English oak), 816 nucleotides long. RefSeq lists its product as uncharacterized. The record is from RefSeq and is a predicted model, not a curated record. Lineage: Eukaryota; Viridiplantae; Streptophyta; Magnoliopsida; Fagales; Fagaceae. The transcript has a single exon. Bases 1 to 816 code for a protein of 271 amino acids.
AUGGAGGAUCUUGCCCAAUCUUGGACACGCCUUUCUCUAUCUGAGAGAGAAGGGCCAGGUUGCUGCCUCAUGCCAGAAGAUGGUGUAAAAACCUUCUCCAUUGCAGCAAAGUUUCUGACUAAAAGAGCCCUUAAUGCUGAAGCGAUUGCUAGAACUUUUAAUCCUUUGUGGCGAGCAAGAAGGGGUUUCAAAAUCCAGAAUAUUGGUGAUCAUAAGAUUUUAUUUUCUUUCGAAGACAAAGAUGAUGUAGAUAGGAUCAUUGGCAGCGAGCCGUGGAGUUUUGAUAAGCACUUGGUUGCUAUGCAGCGCUAUGACAAUGAUAGACCACUUGAGGACAUCAAGUAUGAUAGGACUACAUUUUGGGUACAAGUCCAUGGACUCCCGUUGAGGUAUAUGACCAUUGAGGCGGCGGAAAAAAUAUGUGGAGGGGUGGGAGAGGUGAUCAAGCAGUCGGAUUCGAAGGUUUAUGAUGGAGGUCACUUUAUUCGAGUCAAAGUUUCAGUUGAUAUCACAAUGCCGUUAUGCAGAGGGCGACUUAUCUCGUUGAAAGAUGAUAAACAAGUGUGGGUCUCAUUCAAGUACGAGCGAUUGCCAAACAUCUGUUAUUGGUGUGGUAGACUUACGCAUGAUGACAGGGACUACGACAUUUGGAUCGAAAGUGAGGGGACUUUAAAGAAUGACCAAAAGGAGUUUGGUCCCAGCUUACGUGCUCCUCCAUUCAUGGCAUCCAAAAAAAAAUACCAUUGUGGUGCCGGGUUAUUAUUCUACGAGGAAGAUGAGUACGAAGGCUGGACAAACAUCUCAGCCGAUGGAUGA